AUGUUUGACAAAUACCUGCAUAUUGAGACAGAAGGUCAGAAACAGGGAUACACCACAGGCAACAUCAGAUUGCUCCAGGGAUUAGCAGACAGGCUCAUGGGGCUAGCUCAAGCAGGUGGGGAGAUCAAUGAAGAUGAACAUCCAGAAGAUUCUGAAAAUGAAGGUGUCAAGUUGAAUUAUCCAUUCACCCCAGAGCAGCAAGGAAGGUUCAAUGAGCUACAUGAAUGGUACAGAAUGUCUCUCUUGGAGGCUCAAAGAAUUGUGGGGAUCAAAGACAGUGAGCUCAACAGUAUAAACCAUCAUGCUCAAAAAAUCUUAUAUAUUGGUGGUUGA
Molecule: messenger RNA, 333 nt
Organism: Suillus subaureus
Lineage: Eukaryota; Fungi; Basidiomycota; Agaricomycetes; Boletales; Suillaceae
Exons: 2
Coding region: 1-333 (110 amino acids)
Source: RefSeq, a predicted model, not a curated record